CGUUCAUAUAUGUAUCUCGGAGCAGAUCACAUCACUGUGCGCUAUCAAACGAUGUGAAUUUAUGUUUACAAUCUAGUUCGUUUUCGCUGGUUGAUGGGAGAACAAAAUAAAAACGUUUCGGCUGUGCGCAACCAUCGAACGAAAAGCACCCCAACUGUACUGAAAAGAGAUCUUUUCCUUACUGAUACAUUUUUAAAUCGUUGAAUUAGUAUUGGUGAUAAGUGAAAAAAAAAAUAUGAUUCAAUUUUCAAUUGACAUAGUCGUGUAAGACUUAAAACCUUUUCAGGAUGAGCAUGUUGCUGCAAAAAGAGUUAGAGUCAUUGGAGCUCACAUAUCCAAUUGAAUCUAGCACAGUGUCAAAUAAAAACGAGACUAGCAAAGUGCCCGUCGCUGCAAUCAAACGAAAUCUAUCGUCACCCACUGAGGAUCAAAUACUUUUGCGACAUGAUGAAAAGAAAGAGAAACUAUUUAUGCAUCCCGGAGUCAUUGAGGAAGAACCAGACUCUAUGGAUAGUAUAAUAAGCGAUCCAUCAUCAUUUCCGAUUACCGUCUUGCCUCCUUCGACGGCUGGCGGCACUGGUGUUCUUAUUCGAAAUUCGACUCAAACGUCAUUCGGUCGGUUAAGCCGAAUUAGCACCAAUUCAAAAAGCCGAAAUUAUCGUCCAGGAAGCUACCGAAAAAUUAGAAGACGUGCCGUUUUAAAAAAUGGUGAUUGCAAUGUUGUUCAAAAGAAAAUCUCGCAGAGGAGAAUACGUUUCUUGCAAGAUAUUUUCACAACACUCGUCGACUCGCAGUGGCGAUGGACCUUGAUUGUGUUCGCUCUUAGUUUUGUUCUCUCUUGGCUUUUCUUUGCGAUGAUAUGGUGGCUCAUCGCGGUCACUCACGGUGACUUAGAAGAGAUGCACUUGCCCAGCGAACAAGCAAAGAAUGAAUGGGUUCCGUGUGUGUUCAAUAUAUACAGUUUUGCAUCAUGUUUCUUAUUUUCAAUCGAAACUCAGAGGGCGAAUUAA
Molecule: messenger RNA, 1010 nt
Organism: Contarinia nasturtii (swede midge)
Lineage: Eukaryota; Metazoa; Arthropoda; Insecta; Diptera; Cecidomyiidae
Product: ATP-sensitive inward rectifier potassium channel 1-like
Exons: 6
Coding region: 288-1010 (240 amino acids)
Biological process (GO): regulation of monoatomic ion transmembrane transport; potassium ion import across plasma membrane
Cellular component (GO): plasma membrane
Molecular function (GO): inward rectifier potassium channel activity
Source: RefSeq, a predicted model, not a curated record